AUGGGCAAACUAAAGAAAAAAGGACAAUCCGGUGCAGCUAUAAAUUAUAUUACGCGUAAUCAAGCGCUUAAAAAGCUACAAGUGACACUUGCAGAUUUUAGACGUAUAUGCAUUCUAAAAGGCAUCUACCCACGCCAGCCGAAAAACAAAAAGAAGGCAAACAAAGGGUCAACGGCCCCCGCGACCUUCUAUUACACCAAAGACAUUCAGUACUUAUUGCACGAGCCAGUACUAAAAAAAUUCAGAGAGUAUAAGAUUUUCGUGCGGAAGCUCAGUAAAGCGUUAGGAAAACGGCAAAUUGGGGUUGCGCAAAAUUUGGAGAAAAAUAAGCCAGUGUAUACCUUGGAUCAUAUUAUUAAAGAGAGAUACCCAUCAUUCAUUGAAGCAUUACGAGAUCUCGAUGAUGCACUAUGCAUGCUCUUUCUAUUCUCCACCUUUCCCGCCACCGAUAAAAUAAAAAACGAGACAGUGGAUAAUUGUCGGCGCUUAUCGUCCGAAUUUCAGCACUAUGUAAUGCACACAAGAAGUUUACGAAAGACGUUUUUGUCGAUAAAAGGAAUUUAUUAUCAGGCGGAGAUUAAAGGACAGACGAUAAAUUGGAUUGUGCCGUAUCAAUUCAGUCAGCAGGUUCCAGAUGACGUAGACUUUCGCGUAAUGUUAACGUUUCUGGAAUUUUAUCAAACCCUUGUCGGAUUUAUAAAUUAUAAAUUAUUCACCGAUAUUAAUUUAUUGUACCCGCCAAAAUUCGACAAAGAAAAAGAUGAUGAAGCGGCUGGAUUGGACGCGUAUUUGAUCGAGUCUACAAAUAUUUCAGCAAAUAUAUUUGAUCAAUCAAAAAAACCAGAAAAAACCAAUAAUGACAACCAUGACGAUGAUGGUAAUGAAACAGACGAUGUUAAAAAGGAAUUGACCCAGAAAAAAGAAUGGGAGAAACGUUUAAAAACGCUAGCUCAGAAGAUAACAGAAAUUAAAGUACAAGAUGUCAAAUCAGCAGCAGCUGAGACACAAACAGAUGAUUCUCAAACAGCUGUAAUCAAUAGUAAUAAAAAUCAACUAAUUGAUGAUUUUGAUGAGCAACAAAGCAAUGGGAAAUCUACAUCAACGGCUGAAAAUAAACAAGUCACGACGACAACGUCCACUACUAAAAUGUUCACUUAUUACGAUAUUCAUUCAGCAUCCAUGGCUGAAUCCGAAUUUCAACAAUUAUUUUCGAAAUGUAUUUUCUAUCUAUCACGCGAAGUUCCGCGUUAUUCAUUGGAAUUUGUGAUUCGUGCUUUUGGUGGACAAGUGAGUUGGGAUCCAACUGUAGGAGGAGGUUCUCUUUUUGACGAAACCAACGAAAUUAUAACUCAUCAAGUUUGCGAUAGACCUUCGCAAAAACACCAAUUCCUGUCACGCGUUUAUAUCCAACCGCAGUGGGUUUAUGAUUGUGUGAAUGCGAGAAAGUUAUUAACUACCGAACCAUAUCAACCGGGAGAAUUGUUGCCUCCCCAUUUAUCGCCGUUUGUCGAACACAAAGAGGGCGAUUAUAUUCCAGCAAUUGAAGAUCAUUUCGAUGGUCAAGAAGAUGCUAUGGAAGAUGAGGACGUGAAAGAGGAGAACGAGGGAGAAGAUGAUAAUGAUGGUGUCAAAGUUAAAGAGUCAAACAAAAUUGUAGAAAAGGUCGAAGAUUCAUCUAGCGAGUCUGAAGAGGAAACUGAAGAAAUGGUUCUAAUGAAAGAGCUUGAAGCCGAAGCUAAAGGAAUACCUUUCUCUAAAUACCAACAAAAACAACUAAAAUCAAAAAGCACCGCCACUUCAACAAAACCAAUAACAUCUGGUCAAAAGACAUCCGGCCAAAAGAGAACGAUCAAAGAAAUCGAAGCAGCCGAAGAACAAGAAGUAAAAGAACUGGGAAAAAUUAUGAUGACCAAGAAACAAAAGAAGCUGUACACGAAAAUCGAGUACGGGAAAAAGAAACAGCAACGAAAAGUUGCUAAUUUGCAACAGAAAAAACGCGAAUUGAAUGCUACUUCUAAAAAUAAAAAACGUUAA
Molecule: messenger RNA, 2034 nt
Organism: Ambispora gerdemannii
Lineage: Eukaryota; Fungi; Glomeromycota; Glomeromycetes; Archaeosporales; Ambisporaceae
Source: the annotation of a GenBank genome assembly